AUGCGGCACAGGUUCGGCAAAGGCGUGCUGCUCACCGCAGGCUUCUCGCUGCUCCUCACCUGCGUCUUCUACUUGGCACACGAUGGCAUCCUGCACAACUCGAGAAUCAUCGGCUGGCAAGCGUUUACCGCUAUCGAUCUCCGCCCUUCUACCUCUCAAUCCUCAAAACCCGCAACCUCUGUAACGGACGCAGUCAAUUCUACUGGCUCUUCGCAUGCGGACGCACAGCAGUACGACGACGUCUACCCGCUCGAUCUGUACGCUCCUACGCUCCCCAAUCCCGCCCCCCUCACCGAGGUCACUGUGCAUAGCUGCUUACCACUGACAAAAUGUCAACCAAAGACGACGCCGGCGGAGGAUGCGUUGCUCGGCAAAUGGGUGCAGGUCGAGCGGAGUCUGAGUCCUGUUGGCCAGCUGGGGACGUCGGCGGGGGGAAUGCUGGCCAAUCUGUUCGGGAGCAUCGAGCAGCGGUAUAUCUUCUACCGCAGGUCGAGGCGCAGGGACGUUCAAAACGUGGUCGAUUUGACACUUGUCGAAGAAGGUCAGACGCCUCCAAGCGGAGGGGAAGGCUGGCAUAGGAUCAAGCAGGGUCUGCGGUCGAAAGUCGUUCGCAUGAUGUCGGGGGAGAAGAGUCUGCAUCUGUACUAUCGCACCAUCACCCCUGCUCAGCGUAUGCAGGAGAAUCUGGGAUUUUGGAAGCGUGGCAACGAAAGCACUUUGACCCUGCCGCGACAAGUGCCACAGGAAGCCAUUACAGAACUCGACCUCACAUACGGCGACAACCCACCCUGGCCCGGUUUCAGUGUCGCGGGGAUCGUAUCCAACUCGCAUCCGUCCAUGGCCUCUGCGCGUAUAACACUCACCUACCGCCGCAAACCCAUGCGCAAACCACCGCUUGUCCCACUCACCUUCAAACCGGACGGAACAUUCAAGAUCCUCCAGCUGGCCGACCUGCACUUCUCCGUGUCACCGGAACCGUGCCGCGACUUCGACGCCAAGGACCCGCGCUGGUCGGCACGCGGGUGUCUAUCCAAGAACGACACGCUCGCACUCGUCGAUGCGUGGCUCGACACGGAGAAACCGGACCUCGUCGUGCUGACGGGCGACCAGCUGAAUGGCCAGAGAACAUCCUGGGAUGUGCGCAGCGUGCUCUCGCUCUACACGGCGCCGCUGAUCGCGCGCGGGAUACCGUACGCUGUGAUCCUGGGCAACCACGAUAGCGAGUCCGGGCAGAUGACGAGGGAGCAGCAGAUGCAGGUGAUUGCCAAUAUGCCGGGCUCGUACAGCAGUGUGGGACCGGCGCUCGUAACCGGUGCAGGGAACUAUAUGUUGAAGUUGGAGGCGCCGGGGAAGGGUGGGGGGCAUGUGGCGACGCUGUGGUUCAUGGACACGGGUGCACGCGCGGAGAAGGAUCCGUGGAAGCCGUGGAGCAAGCCUGGGUAUGGGUACGUGCAUAAGGACCAGAUCCAGUGGUUCCAGGAGAAGUUUUCGCAGAUCAAGGAGGUAUUACUUCCCUACAGGCCGGAUGGUGCGACGGAUCUGGGGCCGCAGCAGUGGACGAGGGGCAGCAGAAGGAGCGACAAGGUGUGGGACGCAGGGGAUGCAGAUGGCGGGCAAACAAUGGGUCGUCCACCGGGGAUCGUCUUCAUGCACAUCCCCGUGCCCGAAGCAUUCAACCCAGUCGACAAAGGCACCCGCCCCCAGAUUGUCAACCCCACUCAACCCACCACAUCCUCCACCGCCCCCGACGAACUCGUCAUCGGCGACCGACAAGAAACCGCCACCACCACGGGCGCACAAUCCUACCCCGGCGUGUUCGACCUCUUUACCACGCUCAACUCGGCUUCCGCCCCGCAAGCCAUCAAGCUGCUCGUGCACGGCCACAUGCAUCUCAACUCGGACUGCCGGCGCGUCGAAGGCGUGUGGAUCUGCUUCGGCGGCGGCUCGUCCUUGGCAGCCUACGGCAAGCCGAGCGUGCAGCGACGCGCGCGGGUCAUUUUGCUCGAGGACUGGGCGAGUCGGAUUAGGACGUACCAUCGGAUCGCCGUGGUGGAUCCUAGCGAAGCGGAUAAGAGGUGGGACGAGUUUGUUCUGUCAUAA
Messenger RNA from Sporisorium graminicola, 2100 nucleotides. RefSeq lists its product as uncharacterized. Lineage: Eukaryota; Fungi; Basidiomycota; Ustilaginomycetes; Ustilaginales; Ustilaginaceae. The record is from RefSeq and is a predicted model, not a curated record. Gene Ontology annotation, molecular function: phosphoprotein phosphatase activity. Bases 1 to 2100 code for a protein of 699 amino acids. Gene Ontology annotation, cellular component: cytoplasm. The transcript has a single exon.